This is a messenger RNA of Malus domestica (apple), 3922 nucleotides long. Its product is annotated as probable LRR receptor-like serine/threonine-protein kinase RFK1. The record is from RefSeq and is a predicted model, not a curated record. Gene Ontology annotation, biological process: protein phosphorylation. Gene Ontology annotation, molecular function: ATP binding; protein kinase activity; protein binding. Lineage: Eukaryota; Viridiplantae; Streptophyta; Magnoliopsida; Rosales; Rosaceae.
UGUUUAUAUUUACACACACACACAGACAUGUGUAUAUAUUUUAUAUAUAUCCAUAGCUGGUACAAGGACUCAUCCAUGACUGGAUCUAUAAGCUCUUUAUUGCAGUCAUUUAACUGGCUGAAGUUUGCAGACCUAGCAGUAGAUCAGUGUGCUCCCCCCUCCACACCCAGUUCGAAUCCCGCUCCUUGUAGCUUAGAUUAGAUUAAUUACAUUCUCAGUCGAGAAUCUAAGAUCAUUUGUUGCAUCAAGUUCUUCUAGAGCAUGGUGUAGAGCUUCGUGUACAGAGCUCAACGAUUAUGCUGAUUUCAUUACGAAAUACACCUUAUAUUACACAAAGAAAAUUGAUGCUCUCCAACAAGUUGCUACCACGAUGGGGGCCAAAUAUUGGAGUUUCAACGCUGGUGCUGAUGCUUGCCGAAUUGAUAUGGUGGGUGUAACAGAGAACCAACCAAGGGGAUCCCAGAAAAAUACCGAUUGCGAAUGCAACUUUGAGAACAACACUGUUUGUCAUGUCGUAAAACUAAUGAUCAAGGGUUAUAGUUUGCCAGGUUUGCUUCCACCCCAACUCGUCAAGCUUCCUUACCUCCGAGAAAUUGAUUUUGCUUACAACUAUCUCAAGGGUACAAUACCACGGGAAUGGGCUUCAAUGAAAUUAACUUAUAUUUCUGUUCUUGCCAAUCGCUUAUCAGGUGAAGUUCCAAAGGAGUUGGGAAACAUGACCACUCUGACAUUCCUGAACCUUGAAGCAAACCAGUUUUCUGGUAUUCUUCCUACUGAGCUUGGGCAUUUGGUCGGUUUACAGGCUUUGUUUAUUUCCUCAAAUCAGCUGACUGGAAACUUGCCAGAGACGUUUUCUGAGCUAAGGAGUUUAAGAGAUUUCCGAAUGAAUGAUAACAACUUUAAUGGAACACUCCCGACAUGGGUGCAGAAUUGGAAGCAACUCGAAAGAUUAGAUAUGCAUUCAAGUGGACUGGAGGGACCAAUCCCAUCAAAUAUUUCUUUUUUGUACAAUUUGAAAGAGUUGAGGAUUAGUGACACAAAUGCACCAAGUCAGGGAUUUCCUGUGCUGAGAAAUAUGACGGGCCUAGUAACAUUGAUUUUGAGGAACUGUAACAUUUCUGGAGAGAUCCCUGCAUAUAUCUGGUCCAUGAGGAACCUGGAGAUGUUGGAUGUCAGUUUCAACAACCUAGUGGGCGAACUUCCAUCCACGAUAGGAGCUGAGCGUCUGAAAUUUGUCUUUUUGACUGGCAACCUGCUAAGUGGAAAUGUUCCGAAGUCAAUCUUGCUGAAGGGAAGUAAUGUUGAUUUGUCGUACAAUAACUUCAAGUUGCAAGGCCCUAAGCAACCGGAAUGUCAAGAACACUUGAAUCUAAAUCUGAACUUGUAUCGGAGCUUUUCAAAGGAGGACGACUUAAGGGGAAUGCUUCCCUGCUUGAAGAAUUUUAAGUGCCCACGAUAUUCAAAUUGUAUGCAUAUUAAUUGUGGUGGAAGUGACAUAAUUGUCAAGGACGAGAAUCGCAGGAAUGUCAUGUUUGAAGGAGAUGGAGGAGUUGAAGGUGGUACUGCAAAAUAUUUUAGGAAUGAGAAUAGUAUGUGGGGAUUUAGUAGCACUGGUGACUUCAUGCACGGCUUCGAUCAACAAAAUACACGUUACUCUAUCUCACUGGAGUCUUCAAAUCUCUCUGAAUUAUAUACGACAGCACGCACAUCUCCACUUUCGCUGACAUAUUUCCACUACUGUUUGGAAAAUGGAAUUUACACUAUAACUCUCCACUUUGCGGAAAUCAUAUUCACAAAUGACGAAAAAUACAGUAGCCUUGGGAGGCGUAUUUUUGACAUCCAUGUUCAGGAAAGGUUGGUGUGGAAGGAUUUCAAUAUCGAAGAUGAGGCAGGUAUGGCUCAAAAGAAAUUAGUUAAGCAAGUAUCUAAUGUCAAUGUGACAAGUAAUGUCUUAGAGAUCCGAUUCUAUUGGGCUGGAAAAGGAACAACGGCAAUUCCAGAGAAAGGAAAUUAUGGUCCCCUUAUAUCAGCCAUCUCUGUGGUUUCUGAUUUUAAACCCUGUAAAAAUGGCGGAACUGUGCGGACUAUUUAUAUCAUUGCCGGUGUUGGUGUUGGAGGAUUAUGCCUAACACUCUUCAUGCUGGCAAUCCUUAGGUGGAAAGGAUGUUUGGGAGGAAAAAGAGGGAGACAACAAGAUAUUGUAGGACAAAAUAUGCAGACGAGAACUUUUACUUUAGAACAAAUCAAAGCUGCCAGUAACGACUUUGAUUCUGCAAACAAGAUUGGAGAAGGCGGUUUUGGCCCUGUCUUCAAGGGUCAGUUACCUGAUGGUUCAUUGAUAGCAGUUAAGCAGCUCUCAUCCAAUUCAAAGCAAGGAAAUCGCGAAUUUUUAAAUGAGAUGGGCAUGAUAACUUGUUUACAGCACCCGAAUCUAGUGAAACUGCAUGGAUGCUGCAUUGAAGAGGAUCAAUUAUUGCUGGUGUACGAAUACAUGGAAAACAAUAGUCUUGCACAUGUCUUAUUCGAUCAGGAGAACCAUCAGAUUAAACUGGACUGGCCUACAAGGCUUAAGAUCUGUCUUGGGAUAGCAAGAGGUUUAGCUUUUCUGCAUGAAGAAUCAAGAAUCAAGAUUGUUCACAGAGACAUAAAAGCUACCAAUGUACUGCUGGAUGCGGAUAUUAACCCAAAAAUAUCCGACUUUGGAUUGGCUAAACUUUAUGAAGAGGAGAAAACACACAUUAGCACCAAAGUUGCAGGAACAAUAGGAUAUAUGGCACCAGAAUAUGCGUUAUGGGGUCACUUGACCUACAAAGCAGAUGUUUACAGUUUCGGAGUUGUUGCCUUGGAAAUUGCCAGUGGGAAGAAGAACAGCCAUGUCCCAAAUAUAACUUGCCUCUCUCUCCUGGACUGGGCCUAUCAGUUGCAACGAACUGGAAAAUUGAAGGAGCUGAUUGAUGAGAACUUAGGGACUGAAGUCAACGACAAAGAAGCAGAAGUUGUGGUUAAAGUCGGUCUGCUGUGCACAAAUGCGUCUGCGUCGCUUAGGCCUACCAUGUCCGAGGUGGUGAGCAUGCUCGAAGGACAAACAGAAGUCCCAGACAUUAUCCCAGAAGCGAGUACUUAUACUGAAGAUUUGAGGUUCAAGUCCUUGAGAGAUGUACAUCAUCAAAGCCAAACACAGAGUUUGAGUGGCAGUCAGUCUCAGAAUUCGGCAAAUGCUAAUACAUUUUGUUCGUCCUCUUCAUCACAUCAGGCCAUGACUUGAGUUAAAUCCGACUUCCUAAAAUGGCUAUAGUUUCUAAAUUUAAAAGUUUUUUUGUACUAAACAAAAAUCCGACCUCCUCUACCAAUUGCUCCGUCUCUAUUUUUCAAAUCAACAUUGCUCAAUGAAAAGUUCUUGAUUUUCGGCUUUUGACAGCUCAGCAAUGAUCAUCAACUCGACUUUACUAGAAAUUUUAUCAUACUCCAGUGGUUUUUAACCGUUAGAUCAUUGGUUAAAAUGUUGUGAUUUACGGCUCAAAAUUAAAAUGUCCGAUACGAUCUGGAAGUGGCUAUUGAUCGUAUAGAAGCAGAAAAGAAACAUUUGAAGAGUUCUGGUACCAUGGCGACCAAUUGUAGGUGGCAACCGAUCAAUCGGUGACGGGCAGAGAAAUCCUCUUGCAUUUCAUGUUUAGUUAUUGUGUCUUAUAGGGAUGAGUUUCGCACUUCUUGGUUGAAUACUUGAAUUCUUUGCAUGGCGGAGAAAUUUUGAUAAUUUAUUUAUUCCAACUAGGGUUAGGAUUUUCAUUGUAACUUAAGUCCUAUGCACUAUAAAUAGGACCUUAAGGUUGAUUUAUUUUUAGUGUUACCUUUGAAUGCUAUCUUCAUAUGAGAUGAACUCGUAUAAAAAUUAGAGUAAUGUUAUUCAUAUCAUGUUUUUGUA